UAAAAAGCCCCAAAAUAAAUAAUGAAAAAUAUAAAAAUUUGCAGCAGUGAGUCUGAAGUUUGCCCAUGCCAGGCAAGCACUACCACAGAACCCAGCCCAGCCCACUCUAUGGUCUUCUAUGCCUAAAUUCUCCUCACUGCAGCCACUGAGACUGAAUCUUCUCCUUUGAAGCCCUCCUGGUUUCCCCCGGUGUCAUUUCCCCCAGUCUCCUUUGUUGCCUGAGUUCCAAUUCUGGCACCCUGGUUCCUGGCCCUGUCAGAGUUCUGGUUCUGGAAUGUUUUUCCCAGGUGCCUUGGGCCUAGCUCCCACCUGGGCACAAGGCAGCACUGAAGAUAUGGGCAAGACCAUUCCCCGGUGCCUGGAGCAACUGGACAUCUGCAAAAGCAUAGUGGGCUUGGCUACAGGCGCCGGGGCCAUCUACCUGCUGUACAAGGCCAUCAGGGCCAGCAUAAAAUGUCAACCGCCCCUCUGCUCUAACUCGCCCAUCUGCAUAGCCCGCCUGGCCAUCGAGAGAGAGCGCCAUGGGCGGGACUCGGGUGAGAUUCGGAGACUCCUCAACUCCCUGGAGUGCAAGCAGGAUGAGUAUGCUAAGAGCAUGGUCCUGCACAGCAUCACCCGCUGCGUGUACUUGCUGGAGGCUGAGGCCUCUGCAUGUACCACUGAUGACAUUGGCUUGGUAGCUGAAAUGUUGGGUGACAAUGACAGCAGUGUCAAAAUCCAAGCUCUGAAUGCACUUAAAGCUUUCUCUGGCAUCAGGAAAUUCAGGCUCAAAAUCCAGGAACAUUCCAUCAAGGUCCUGGAACUGAUCUCUACCAUCUGGGACACAGAGCUGCACGUUGCUGGCCUUAGACUCCUCAACAACCUCCCACUUCCUGAUUAUGUGCACCCCCAGCUGCGGCGAGUAAUGCCUGCCUUGUUGGAGAUCAUGCAGUCAGACUACAUCCUGGCUCAGGUCCAAGCUUUGCGUCUGCUGAGUUACCUGGCACAGAAGAAUGACCUUCUCUAUGACAUUUUCAACUGCCAGACCUCCCAGCCAGGGAGUCUGUUGUUCGAGGUCCUGGUGUUUGCAGAGCGGCUGAGUGAGGGCCGGAAUGCAUCCCACUACGGAGCUGUGAAAUGGCAUUACAAUGAACAGUCCUUGCAUGAAGCCCUCUUUGGGGAUGAGUCCAGACUGGCUGACCGGCUGCUGUCCCUGGUCAUUCACCCCGAAGAGGAGGUCCAGAUCCAGGCCUGCAAGGUCAUCGUCAGCUUACAGUGCCCCCAGGACUUGGCAUCCCGACCCUCUGCCUGCCAUCCCAGUCAUUCCUACUUUAAAAGCGGGCAGUAAAGUUAAGGAGAGCCAAUAAAUGCAUAUGGGAGGGAAGCUUGA
Molecule: messenger RNA, 1369 nt
Organism: Nannospalax galili (Upper Galilee mountains blind mole rat)
Lineage: Eukaryota; Metazoa; Chordata; Mammalia; Rodentia; Spalacidae
Gene: Armc12
Product: armadillo repeat containing 12
Exons: 6
Coding region: 275-1327 (350 amino acids)
Cellular component (GO): nucleus
Source: RefSeq, a predicted model, not a curated record